Molecule: messenger RNA, 1257 nt
Organism: Charadrius vociferus (killdeer)
Lineage: Eukaryota; Metazoa; Chordata; Aves; Charadriiformes; Charadriidae
Gene: NEIL1
Product: nei endonuclease VIII-like 1 (E. coli)
Exons: 14
Coding region: 1-1257 (418 amino acids)
Molecular function (GO): nucleic acid binding
Source: RefSeq, a predicted model, not a curated record
AUGCCCAGGGGAUGCGGGGCCAUGCUGGGACGGUCUGCCAGCUCCACCUGCUGGCGUGCACCGCCUGAGACCGGGGGGCAGCACCCGGGCCCCAAACUCAACAACAAAAGCAACAGCCCCAAAUCCGAAGAGACCAUAAGGGAGAGGUCCUCGGUGAAGCUGAAGCUGAUCUGCGCCCAGGUGCUGCGGGACCUGCUGGGGGAAGCGAUGGAGUAUGAGAAGAUCCUGAAGCUGACUUCGGAUGCCAAGCUGGAGUCGGGGGAUGUGAAGGCCACCAUCGCUGUCCUCGGCUUCAUCCUCUCCAGCGCCGCCAAGCACAACGUGGACGGCGAGUCCCUGUCGAGCGAGCUGCAGCAGCUAGGGCUGCCCAAAGAGCACGCCGGAGGGUUGUGCCGGUCCUACGAGGAGAAGCAGAGCUCCCUCCAGGAGAGGCUGAGGGCCUGCAGCCUGCGAUGGGACACCUGGCAGCCGGGCCGCGGGCCCUGCGUCCUCUCCGAGUACCAGGCCUUCAGGGAGAACGUGCUGAAGAACCUGGAGGACAAGGCUUUUGACAAGCCCAUCUGCGAGGCCCUCUUAAACCAGAAGUUUUUCAACGGAAUUGGGAAUUACCUCCGUGCUGAGAUCCUGUACAGGUUGAAGAUCCCUCCCUUCGAAAAGGCUCGGACCGUGCUGGAGGCCCUGAAGGAUCAGGAGCAGACAAGGAGGAAGAAGAGUCCUUCCCUGACGCUAAGCAAGAAGCUGAAGCUGAUGCGGGAGAACCCGGAUCUCCUGGAGCUGUGCCACACUGUGCCCAUGGAGGUCAUCACGACGGAGAAAAAGCCCUUUGAGCCAGAUCACGCAGAUAACUACGCCGCUUUCAAGAACUGGCUGCAGUGUUACUUGGUGCCUGGCAUGAGUUCCCUGCGUGACCGCAAUGGCAGGACCAUAUGGUUCCAGGGAGAGCCUGGCCCCAUGGCUCCCAAAGGGCAGGCGUCCCGCAAGAAGCGCGCUCAGCUGAAGACAGAUCCCGAGGCUCUGACCCCCAAGGUCACCGCACGUGCCUCCAAAAGGCGCCCCAGGGCUGCAGUGAAACCCCCGAAGCCGGCAGAGGAGGAGCAGGAGGAGGAGGUGGCUGAAGGGCCAAGGAAGGGACGUCCUCGCAGGAGGAGGAAAGUGCCCACUGCUCCGGCCUUAUCUGAGCCUGAGGUGCCAGCCAAAGCCAAAAGAAGCCGCCGGAUGACCGCACGCAGGGGCAAAGGCGCAGCCCCUGCCGUUUGA